AUAAGUAAAGAGCGGGCCAUAUUCAUUAUUCACUCUUCAAGUCUCCAGAUUAAGAUCCAGGGCGAUUCAAUGGCGAUUCUAGCACCACCUCCAUUUCUACGUCUUCAAUUCUACUCACGUUUGUUUUACAAAUAUGCAGAUAGAAACAAUAACUUACAUUCAAAUGAUCCUGCAUUUGGUGGUAGCCUGAGAAGACAUUGUUUGUCAAGGUGCAGGAUAAGAGACAGCAAAGAAGAAUCAGAUGAUAAUAAGUUUGGGCGAAGGCUUCUGUUCUUAAUUGUGACAACAACUUCAACCUUUGUUCAUACAUUGCCUUCAUAUGGAAAAUCUAAAGUUAAAAACCCUUAUGACGAAAGACGAUUACUUGAACAGAACAAGAGAAUACAAAGAGAAAACAAUGCACCUGAUAACUUCCCAAGUUUUGUUAGAGAAGGUUUUGAGGUGAAAGUGGUAACAUCAGAUGAUUUUGUGAAGAGUGAAUCUGGUUUGAUUUACAGGGAUAUUGAAAUUGGUAAAGGUGAUUGCCCAAAGGCUGGUCAACAGGUGACGUUUCAUUACAUUGGGUAUAACGAAUCAGGACGAAGAAUCGAUAGCACGUAUUUGCAGGGCACUCCUGCGAAAAUCCGAUUUGGCACAAAUGGACUUGUUCCGGGAUUUGAAGAAGGAAUACGAGACAUGAAACCAGGAGGAAAACGGAGGAUUAUUAUACCUCCUGAACUCGGACCUCCUGUAGGGCCUUCAACUUUUUUCAGUGCAAAACAGUUUGAAGUGUUUGAUGUGGAACUGAUUGGCGUAAAGGACUGCGAAAGGAGGACUAUUGGUUUCUACUCUGACAUAGUUUGCAAUUGAUGAUUCAAGAAGAGAGAAGACUAAAUAGUUUACAAGUAUUUAUUUAUUUAAAUAGUAAGUAAGCCUUUCUAUUA
This is a messenger RNA of Impatiens glandulifera, 923 nucleotides long. RefSeq names its product peptidyl-prolyl cis-trans isomerase FKBP20-2, chloroplastic. Gene Ontology annotation, molecular function: peptidyl-prolyl cis-trans isomerase activity. The coding region runs from base 70 to 849 and encodes 259 amino acids. NCBI's taxonomy places the organism in Eukaryota, Viridiplantae, Streptophyta, Magnoliopsida, Ericales, Balsaminaceae. The transcript has 6 exons. The record is from RefSeq and is a predicted model, not a curated record.